Molecule: messenger RNA, 1302 nt
Organism: Cladophialophora yegresii CBS 114405
Lineage: Eukaryota; Fungi; Ascomycota; Eurotiomycetes; Chaetothyriales; Herpotrichiellaceae
Exons: 1
Coding region: 1-1302 (433 amino acids)
Source: RefSeq, a predicted model, not a curated record
AUGGAACAUUCCGCUAACCCAGAAUCCGAACGAAAGGGCCUCGUCCCACCAAAGAAACGACAGAGAGAAGACGCAACGUUGGAGACUUUGAUGAACCACGCGAAGCGACGGAGUGGACCAACUCGGGACAGUAUCGACAAGUCAGGAAGCGUCCAACUGCAAGACAGCAACCGGGAUGAAGAAGUCUCUGUGGCCAAGGUCUUGAAGUUCACUAGGGUCAAGCAGACCGGCCAGCGUGAAGGAAAUGGCACACACCACUCGGAACACUUCCUGGGGAAGACACCAGGACGUGAACUUGAUCUGCCAACUUUUAUCCAAGGCCCCGCGACACCAGAUCCCACCAUCCAUCCGGAACCCCAAGCACGUUCCGCGGUGAAGCCAGUUGAAUUUCGCCGAGCCAAGGGCACGACGCCGUCUAAGGCUCCAUCCAUCUCCCCCGAGGACGAUCGUGACGACCUGAUCGCCUCUCCGUCGCGGCUCGACGGCGACAUUACGGACCAAGUCACCAGCUCCACUACCCCGGCCGAUCUCUCUACUAUUGAAGAGACAGAGAAAACGGCACGAGUCGUAAGCUGGCGAAACGGUUCGUCCACUGCGCCUGAGAAAUGCAGCAACGAACACUGCCAAGCAGCGGGCGCGGACGUGGUUGGUGAGAUUGACAGUCGACCAUCCUGUAUGGCGUGUCUUGUGCACUGGGCGCAUUUCGGGAAAGCUAGGACGAAGGGUCGGUGCAGACGUAAAGCGCAAAACAACAAUCAGGGGGACACAUGGAAGAUUGUAUGCGCCAACCCAGGGUGUGGCAUCACCAUCCUCUUGGACGGAGACAGAUACAAGAAGAACCAGGAGGCCAUGGAGCACGGUGGCCUGGUGUACUGCAUGCCGUGUGGCCGGUACAGGCUGAAACUGGGGCGGAAAUACGAAGGACCGGACCGGCCCAAGGAAAAGUGCGACAAGACAAAGGUCUUCUUGGCCGCCAAUUCCGCCGGGUACUACCUCUGUUGCAACCCGAACUGCGAGUGGGAUAGCCGUCUGGGCCACGUCGUGCAGCAAAAGGGGUCGAAAGGACACAUGGUACAUUGCCAGGCACCGCCGCGCUGGAUCCAGGGUCGCCUAGCGUGCCUCCCAUGCUUCCGAUAUAGCCUUACACACGAGGAAUGGCGCCCAGCGCUUUCCUGUGAGGCAUCGAUUCGCAAGAUCCUCGACCAUAUACCGAGCGCGGAACAAGGAGGGAGCCGGUCCAUUCGAGAGAUCACCAACGCACGCCACGGCCUCUCGCUCCAGCAAGCAGAGGAAGAAUUGUGA